GACCCGUCUUUGGAUUUCUUGGGAUUUGAAAGUUAUUGCCGUGGUGAUACGUGCUAUUUAUGGAUGUUGUAACGAAGAAAGGGACAAUAAUCGAAAUGAAAAGGCUAGUAGCAUUCACCGUUUCCACUCAAGAUCCCGAAAUGUGUAAAAGGAAAGCGGUGACCAUCUGCAGAAAUGGUGACCAUAUCAACACCAAAAAUCCAAGUGUUUUCGAUGCAUUUUCAACAGAGUGAUUAUGCAAGAAACUUCGGGCAUCAGUUAAUCAACUACUGCCCUGCAAAUGCAAGAAAGUUGAAGAGUGAUUGAAUUACCGGAUGAUUUAAUACCGAACCAACGUUUACCUCUGCAUAACAGUUCCACUAUUGAUUCAGAUACUGAAAGGCCCCAACAGCCAGGACGUCGUGUCGUGUGUUGACAACAGGGAUGUGUCAUUUGGGUCAUAUCUGGUCAAGGCAGCGAGGCUGGGUCACAUUCACUGCGUGAAGUUCCUAGUUGAAGUCUUUCGCUCUCGUUUGGAAGAAGAUGGCCUAGUUUUCGCAUAUCAAGUGUUUGAGGUUGGGGCCACUCCGUUAUUUGCUGCCGUGGUAGGAGGCCACUUCGAUAUUGCCAAAUACCUUGUGUCCAAGGGAGCCAACGUCCACGCCACAACCAGAUCCAAAAACUCAGCGUUGUCUGUGGCCUGCUCCAACGGGCGCCUCGACCUCGUCAGACUCCUGGUGGAGCAUGGAGCAGACAUUGAGAAGACUGACCAACUGGGAACCACCUGCCUGAUGCUGGCAUGUAAUAGAGGUAGUCCAGAGGUAGCCAGGUACCUAGUGGAAAUUGGCGCUAACGUGAACAGACAGAGGAUAGACGGGAGAACUGCUUUGCAUGAAUGCGCCGAUUAUGGUCACCUCGAAUCAGUUGAGCUCUUGCUGGAUCAUUAUGCAUACAUCACUCCUGAUUCUAUGGGUGAGACGCCUUUACUUUGCGCUAGCUUAAGCGGGCAUGCGCACGUCGUCGAGUACAUGAUUUCCAGAAGGGAGCUGAUCUCCCAGGAAGACAGGAUCGAGGCUUUAGAGCUUCUUGGUGCGACCUUUGCUGACAAGAGGAGGGAUGUGGCCAUUGCUGUCAUGUACUGGGAAAUGGCCAUGGAUGAACGGCGUGACAACGAUAUACCAGUCAACCCAGAGGCCGACGAUCCUCUGUACACCGAAUAUUUCCAGGAAGUGACGACGCCCCAGCAACUGGAAGAGAUACGUUACAGCCGAGACGCAAUAGCAAUCCAGUCGAUGCUGGUGAGGGCCAGGGUGCUCGGCUACACACAUGAAGCCACGUUUAACGACAUGCGACGCAAAGGGGAGAAAUUCGCCUCGACCGGCGAUGUCAAGCAAUGCAUCGUCCUUUGGAUGCGCGGCCUGGAGAUGCAACAGAAGGCCCUGGCAGUCCUAGACCACAGGCGACUCUUCUUCCUCACGUCUCUGACAGACAUGUUUGCAGAUAUGGUUCUGAGGUAUCCCGAACUUGGCGAUAACAAUGCAAUGUAUUUUGAAGAUGUCCUGCGUCUGUUUGAAAACUGCUGCAGGGAAGUAGCGAUUUCGGUGACGGAUAAGACUCCCCUCGCCAGCCAUAUGGUGUAUUUCCAUUAUCUUGACCGUUUCAUCCCUUUGGCAAUGCACGUACUGUUGGUUCUGCUAAAGAUUAAUCCUCAGCUUUCAUCUGCCCAGCUGCUAACAGUAAAGAAGUUAGUGUACAGGUUAGUCAAAUUAGAUCCCAGAGAUUCCACAGGUAGGACUCUCCUGCACACGGCGUGCGGUGGUGGUUUCAUAAUUCGUGAUGGGUCGCCUUUGGUCUCGACCUUCCCCAGUUUAGAAGUUGUAAACGUCCUGCUGGAAACUGGAGCCGAUCCUUGUGCGAUGGAUCAGUACAGAAACACGCCCCUCCACAUGCUCGGUUUGAAUGGCGAGUGCCCCCGAGGGGUGGUGGAUGCUUUGCUCUCGGCCGGUGGCCACUUGGACGCCGUGAAUGAAGACGGCCUCACCUUCGGGACCUUGAGGGUCUUCCAUGGGGAGAAGCUGCACCAGAUAGUGGACCCAGUCCGCCACACUUCUCUGCAGUGUCUGGCUGCGGCUGUCGUUCGGAAACAUGGCAUCGAAUACAAGAACGUGGUGCAUCCUCGACUGGAGCGAUUUGUCGAUAUGCAUUGAUUCAAAUGUCUUGAUAAUAAGUACCAGAAGAAUAUCGAGCGCCUUGUCAUUUGUUGUACAUAGAUCUGUAAUUAUGUAGUUAUAUCUAUUCUGUGUAUAUUAUCUAGUAAAUACUUUUAAACAGACGCAGUACUUUUACGUCCUAGACUGGUUUUAUAUCCUGCAUUUUCUUCUUGAUGUGUUGUUACUUCUAAUUACCGAAUUAUCGGAGCAACUUCUUCUUUCAAUUCUUGUUACGCAUAUUUAUCUGUGGUUUAGCUUGGUUCCUUUCUUUGUGAUCUAAAAUAAUGCUUCUUUCUUCUGUCAUAUUGUAUAUUUUUAAGAAUUAAGUUCUUUUGCUGUUUACUCGAUUGUUGUGAGAUAUAGCUAGGGCAGAGAGGGUCGUGUGGCUAACAGCCAUAUCUCUUAUUGCAGAAAGAUUGAUGGGUAGACUCAUGUGCUAUUUCUUUCAGUCAUGAACGUUUAUUGUAAUACCUAACAGCCAUGCAAACUACAUAAUCAAAAUUAACUGUAAUCAGACUGACAAAACUGUAUUAUUUACACAUGAUAUUUUAUUAUUAUUAUUAUUUAUUAUUAUUGUUUUAGUAAAAGUAGGAUACGUAUAAUUAUUCUCGUAGUGUUGAUAGUGAGAGCAUCAGCUGCAUUCAACUUACAUAGUUUUCUUUGGAAUCUCUCUAAUAAUUGAUUUUUCAGUGUUACUGAAUUCUAGAAGCCAGUAACUUUCCGUUGUUCGUCAUUCUUUGGAGAGCAAAAUACUUGUAACCUAGUUUGUUUUUAUUUAGAGAGAACGCGACAUAACGGUUAUAUUCUUUGCUAUUACGCUUGUAACUGAAAUGUGAAGACCAUAUUCCGUAGAGUUUUCAUUCAGUAGAAAAUCGUAGUAAAUAUUGUUCUAAGCUACGUUCUGCUCAAUCCCUGUUGGGUAUGUUCACACCGAAUGACAGAGUGCAGUAUCCCUGAUAACUCAAUUAGAAGAACGAUGGUUAAAAUUCUAUGUAAACUGAAUGCAGCUAGUGAUUUAAACAAUAAUUGCUCAAAAGGUGGCGUUCUACCUGCAUAAUGAUUAUUAUUCUCAUUAGAUAUCCUAUCUAGAUUAGAAGUCUCAAAGCAUCUAAGUGCCUCUCCUUCAAAAAACCUGGCACCAUGUCCACCACCUUUCAAACAUCAAGCCUUUGCACUGCGGUCUUUCUGUGUGUGUGUGUGUGUUUUUUUUUUUUUUUCUCCUAAAAAUAGAGGGAUGGGCCAGCAAGCCCCCCCCCACGAGCCAUUCAGUGACCUUCACGCCACACAGUGCAAUGGGGUGGUUGUUAUUUCUUUCAAACAGCAUCCUUCAGCAGGACCAAAGGGUCAUUAGCCAUUUAAGGGAGCAUUCUCCCCCACCAAAUUGUUCACAACACUUCAUUAGGCACUCCUCUGCCUUUAGGCACAUUUUAACUUUACCCAUAAUGGGACCACAAUGUCCAGGCUGUCUUUGCUAUUUACAGUUGGAGGGGGGCUGCACAGACUAGUGUUGGCAUUUUGGGUCUGUUAGUCUGUUUGAGUUGGGGUUAUCUGCUCCACAGAUCUUCAAAGGUUUCUUGGUGGUCUUCAUAUA
Macrobrachium nipponense is the source of this 3780-nucleotide messenger RNA. RefSeq names its product protein fem-1 homolog C-like. NCBI's taxonomy places the organism in Eukaryota, Metazoa, Arthropoda, Malacostraca, Decapoda, Palaemonidae. The coding region runs from base 771 to 2186 and encodes 471 amino acids. Gene Ontology annotation, molecular function: protein binding. The record is from RefSeq and is a predicted model, not a curated record. The transcript is spliced from 6 exons.